AGAACUCGAAAGAGGAAUAAACAUUAGGUACACAACCCACUGAGAGAGCUGCGCAGUGUUUCGAACCAUGGAAACACCAGUGCAGAAUUCUAAGAGAAGAAAAAGGAAGAAAAUUGUAGUGGAGACAGAGUUCAUAGAACCACAGACUGGCUUUGGAUGCCCAUUUGUGGGUUAUUUUCCUUCAGGCUAUGAUCCCCUAAAAAAUACCCACCAAAAAUCAUCUUCUCCUUGUUCUUCCCCUUCAAUAGAGGUUUCAGCCUAUCAAAAUACUACAAAGUUCAAGACGAAGCAGCUGCAACUAGUAGCCAGGGCCAAGGAAGCAAGCGUGGAUUUUGUUGGCUCUAAUUACUGUGGAGAAGGUGGCAUGUGGCAGCCCUGCAAUUACCUCAUGGGUGUUUUUGACAAGGAGAGCAAAACCCUCAAGGUCGUUCCCAUAUCUGGAGGCAGGGUUUUCAGAAUGGAUGCGAGAGUGCGGGGAGUGGACUAUGGUGAUGACGAGGAAGGAAAUGUUGAGGAGCUUACUGCUGAGGAGAGGCAGGAAAGAUACCGACUUCUUACAAAUACUUUUGGGACACACAAAAGUCGUUUACAGGCAAGGCGUCUUGCAAAGUCAAAAUUAAAGGAAGAAGCUCUAGGAGACCAGACUCAAAUUGGAAAAUUUUAUGAAGAAGCUGCAACAAAUUCAACUGUUUUGACAAAUGAGGAGGCACUUGCAAGGGCUAAUGCUAGCAUAAUCAGAAAUAUCCCUCCCUAUAAUGCCUCAGCCACAAAACCAGAAAAUAUUUAUCCAUUAGAGAAUAUCAUUCUCGCUGAAGAGUGGGAUUGGCAGCCUGAUAUUCACGAGCUGAUUGCAGCAGGAAAAAAUCCACAAACAUUACAUGCAUUUCAGCAAAGAACUGAUUAUCCCCACUUUGUUCGUAACAGGAUCUACAAAUUACGAUCUGAGACUGGGGAACAAUUGGAUAGACUUGCUCAUGUGUUCUCAUAUAUAACUCAUCUUCUUAAUUUCAAGGCCAUGCCAGUUUCUGCUAUCAAACAGCUACUAAGGGCAAGGACCACACUCGAGAAUGACAGAGAUGACAAAGGCACAUCACAUCUGAUGGAAUCAUCGAGAAUUCCUGGUGUUACCCUUGCUAAAUUUUUGAAGCUAUUUUCAGAUACAAAAGGAAACAUACCAAGAGAGAAGAGGGACCUGCUUAGCAGUUAUAUCCUUGUCCUCACUAUUAUAGCAGAUGGUUUUGAAACCGAACCAUUGGAUAUCGCAAAGGAUUUGAAAAUAACGAUGAAUGAUCUGGUAUCUCGUUAUCAAGAACUAGGCUGUAAGUCACAGAAAUCAAAAGGUAGCCAUAAAAUAACUCUUCCAGUUCCACUUGCUUUCCCAACGUUGCAGCAAAACCGAUCGAGGAAGAGAACACAGUGAGUGAACCUUAUUUCAGAAUACUUAUGUGGAGUUUUCUCCAAGGAAUUUAUUUCUUGCCUCUGAUGAGCCAUAGGGUUUUGUUUGUCUAAUUAAACUUAAAAUUUCUUGGCUCAUUCUUCACAUGUUUCAAGCAUUUAAAGAUAUGAAAAUGUCUGCCCCUACAAAGUGAUGCAACUUAAGAUCUAGGGUUUGAGCUCUCUGUGGUUUGGAUGAGUUCAUCUUGAAAUGAUUAUUAUUAAAAGGGAUUUUUGGUACAGGCAUGGCCGUGAAGCCAUUUUUAAAAUUUUGUUUUCAAUGUAAGGCAGUUCUUGAUCAGAUUGCAUAAAUGCAUUGUCUUGUGCCCUAAACCUAUAUAAUAUAUCUAUAUGUUUUAAGACUCAUUGUCACCAGUGAGCUUUUAUCCCAGAUCAUGCAGCAUGAUGUAAGAGAUAUGCAUCUGGAGCCUCAUGUUUAUUACAUUGACAUCUCAAUUCCUCGUGUUUUCUAUCGAACAUUAAUAUAAUCAAUGACAUAUAUAUGAUUGCAUUUCA
Cryptomeria japonica (Japanese cedar) is the source of this 1950-nucleotide messenger RNA. RefSeq names its product DNA-directed RNA polymerase I subunit rpa49. Gene Ontology annotation, biological process: RNA polymerase I preinitiation complex assembly; nucleolar large rRNA transcription by RNA polymerase I; transcription elongation by RNA polymerase I. The coding region runs from base 68 to 1420 and encodes 450 amino acids. The record is from RefSeq and is a predicted model, not a curated record. NCBI's taxonomy places the organism in Eukaryota, Viridiplantae, Streptophyta, Pinopsida, Cupressales, Cupressaceae. Gene Ontology annotation, cellular component: RNA polymerase I complex. Gene Ontology annotation, molecular function: DNA binding. The transcript has 4 exons.